ACUAAACAAGGCCUUUAUUAUUUUACAACCGGCGAGUUCGUUCCAGUUCCAGUCCUCCGCGGGCGGACGGCGCGGAGGGAGGAAAUCAGCCAGCGGCCCACACACACACGGCCGCAACCCGCAAUCGCCCCCCACGGCCCCACCACCUCACCUAUCCUCUUCUCCCCAAGAAUAGGCGAGCGAGCGAGCGGCUGGUCGUCGAAUCUAGGAGCCCCCGACCUGCGCGUCCGUCCGUCCUCCCUAAAUCCGGCCACGCCCGCCGGUGAGGAGAGGAGGAGGCGACGAUUGAUUGAUCAGUCACUCCCGAAUGGAAGAUUGAUCAGUCCCUGUCCAAGUUUCUCGGGGGUUGCCUUCCCCUUGCUUCCCCCCCUCGUUGUUGCUUAGUCCGGCUCGAUCUGGGUCGGUUCCAGAAGCUCGCUUGACGGCUGUUCGUCCGUCGCCGGAACCGCCACCGCCGGUUGGUUGGGUUAUACUCCGUUCCGUUACCUCUGUUUCGAUCUACUAUUUUCGAAUCUUUUAGGUCGUCGUCGUCAGCCCGGCGGCGGCUUCUGGAUUCCCGUCUGAUAUCAGGUCUGUGUUACGGGCCAUUUCUUCGCGUGCUCUGCUUCCGCUGGCCUCCGGCGAGUGAAUCCAGACCAUGGCCGAGAUAGAAGACGCGAUGGGUGCGCCGCCGACGGUGACGACAACGGAGUCCGAGGGCACGACCACAGAUGAGGACGUGCAUCUUUCGCCGACCUGCAUCUGCGGCGGCGCGGGCGGAGCUGGUGGUCGCCGGGGUGGAGGCCGCAUCAAGAUCCUCUGCAGCUUCGGCGGCCGCAUCGUGCCCCGCCCACACGACGGCGUGCUCAAGUACGUCGGCGGGGAGACCCGCGUCCUCGCCGUGCCUCGCUCCAUCUGCUUCCGCGAGUUGAAGAAGAAGGUGGAGGACAUGUUCAAGACGGAGGUCGCGGCCAUCAAGUACCAGCUCCUCUCCCUGGCCGAGGAACUGGACGUGCUCGUCUCCGUCACCUGCGACGAGGACCUGGUCCACAUGCUGGACGAGUACGACCGCCUCGAGGCGAAGCGUUCGCCGACCACGUCCCCGCGGUUCCGCGUCUACGUCUUCACGCCGCAGGCCGCCGCCGCCGCCGCGCCCACCGUGCUGCCCUCCUCCGCCCGCUACGCUGGCCUGUCGCGCCUCCACCCGCACCACCACCACCACCAUCAGCAACAACACCACCACUUCCAGCCGGAGGAGCGCUACGUGGCCACCGUGCCGGCCUCGCCCGACGGGAGCCCGCCGUUCUCCGCGCAGACGCACGGCGCCGUCUCGGCGGGCAACUCCCCGCGCGCCAACCCGCCCACCGUGUUCGGGUUCGGGAUGCAGCGCGUCCGGAGCUCGCCCAACCUCAGCACCCUGGACGCGGCGGCGCAGCGCCUGCACCAGCACGGCGUCGACGGCAGCAUACCGGGCUACGUGAGCGGCUCGCCAAGGCACGCAGGCGCGGGGCCGGGGCCGGGGCCCAUGCUGUUGCAGAACAACUUCCACCACUACCAGCAGUACCCGCCGGCGCCCGUGCCCGUGCCCGUUCCCGUGCAGCACCACGGCGGCGGGCGGUACGACGCGCGCGGGUACGUCAGGGUUGGGAACUACAUGGCGCCGAUGGUGCCCGCUACCAGGCCGCUCUCGAGGGGUGGACCGCCGCCGCCGCACAGCGAGAUGGUGACGCCCAAGAAGUCUGCGAUUGUAUGGGACUGACCCGGCCGCCGGGGCCGGCCGUACGCCGGAGGGAGCCUGUUGUAAUGAAUUUUGCUAUCAGUAUACGAGGGGCAGUGAGUUGAGUGCUAUGAGUUCUUGAGAUUGAGAUGUGUAACGUGUAAAUAGACGGUCGGAUGUAUGGAUGCACGCGGCCUUGUUUUAGCUGUUGCGAGUGUGUCCACGCUAAUAUGUUUGUGCGUUUUUCACUCGUCACACCAGCAUGUUCGCCGGCCGAAACAGUAAAGCAUAGACUGUUUAACA
Messenger RNA from Sorghum bicolor (sorghum), 1999 nucleotides. RefSeq lists its product as uncharacterized. The transcript is spliced from 4 exons. NCBI's taxonomy places the organism in Eukaryota, Viridiplantae, Streptophyta, Magnoliopsida, Poales, Poaceae. The record is from RefSeq and is a predicted model, not a curated record. Gene Ontology annotation, molecular function: protein binding. The coding region runs from base 638 to 1738 and encodes 366 amino acids.